AUGCACCCCAACCCAUCCUGUGGCGUCGUCCUAAAACACCACACCCUCUGCCGCGGAUGCGCCUAUGGGCGUAAUGGGCUGGGACAUGCCACGAUGGAGCAUGCAGCUAGCGACAAAGGACCGCAAAUAGAGGGGCACGAUGACGAUUCCACCGGCCUGACUGUCACUGUCACUGCAACCACACCUACCAGGACGUAUCGCAGGCGCAAGACGUGCACGGAGCAACAUGGUCGUGCCGUCAGCACCUCGCAACGCCUCGGCCACGGAAGGCUGUCGUCUUGGUUGGUAGUCAGUCAGUCAGUCAGUGGGGGGUGGGGGAGUCGGGAAGUGUAUGGCAUUGGAGCCUGUUGGUGUAGUGUGGGCCCAGGUGGGCAGAGGACGACGUUGUGGGUGAAGAAACAAAGUACAAGGUACCUACUCCUGGCUCUGGCUCUGGCUCUGGCUCUGGCUCUGGCUGGUAAACUUGGACGAACUCAGCAAGGGCACCUCCACCCGUUCGUGCACAACGUGGCAGGACGAGCUUUCACUCGCUCGCGCGCUGGUGAGCCGGCCAGUGUGGGCAACAGCGGCAGCAUCAGGGCCCUUGUGGGUGCAGUGCAGUAUAGGGCCCCCAUGGCAGCAGGGCAGCAUAUGGCAGCACCACGCCCGUUUGGGCAACCCAUUAAGCGGCGCGUCAUCCAGGUACCGCACUGCGAGCCCCUUACCAUGCCGUUUUGCGACGGUCCACGGGCGCGUGCGGCCCUCAACUGCACAACCUAUACGCCCUGCACACACACGCACACACGCACACGCACCAUCGCCCACCCGUCCAACGCCAACCCUCCAGUCCAUGUCUAG
Molecule: messenger RNA, 837 nt
Organism: Bipolaris oryzae ATCC 44560
Lineage: Eukaryota; Fungi; Ascomycota; Dothideomycetes; Pleosporales; Pleosporaceae
Exons: 2
Coding region: 1-837 (278 amino acids)
Source: RefSeq, a predicted model, not a curated record